Molecule: messenger RNA, 567 nt
Organism: Penicillium malachiteum
Lineage: Eukaryota; Fungi; Ascomycota; Eurotiomycetes; Eurotiales; Aspergillaceae
Product: ORMDL family protein
Exons: 3
Coding region: 1-567 (188 amino acids)
Biological process (GO): intracellular sphingolipid homeostasis; negative regulation of ceramide biosynthetic process; ceramide metabolic process
Cellular component (GO): endoplasmic reticulum membrane
Source: RefSeq, a predicted model, not a curated record
AUGGACGGGCCACAGCGGUUAUCGCCCAAUACCCAGAAGCAGGGCCGUCGCCGACGUUCCAGCAGUCUCAUCUACCAAGAGCCUCCCGAGUCCAUCGAGCACACCAGCGAUCAAGCUGCUUUACCGAAUCUCAAUGCCAACUGGGUCAAUGCUAAGGGCGCCUGGACUAUCCAUUUCGUUUGCAUUGCCGCUCUCAAAAUAUUCUAUGAUAUUAUUCCCGGCGUCUCACAGGAGACCUCAUGGACCCUGACCAACAUCAGCUACAUGUUUGGUUCCUUCCUCAUGUUUCACUGGGUGCGGGGCAUCCCAUUCGAGUUCAAUGCCGGCGCCUACGAUAACUUGAACAUGUGGGAGCAAAUCGACAAUGGCGACCAGUACACUCCUACUAAGAAGUUCCUGCUCUGCGUUCCGAUUGUGCUCUUCCUCCUAAGCACCCACUAUACCCACUACGACCUGACAUACUUCACCAUCAACGUUCUGGCGACGCUUGGUGUGGUUAUUCCGAAACUGCCUUUCUCGCAUCGUUUGCGAAUAGGCUUAUUCUCCGAUUUACCAGACGAGUCAUAA